Messenger RNA from Saccharomyces paradoxus, 1941 nucleotides. RefSeq lists its product as uncharacterized. NCBI's taxonomy places the organism in Eukaryota, Fungi, Ascomycota, Saccharomycetes, Saccharomycetales, Saccharomycetaceae. The coding region runs from base 1 to 1941 and encodes 646 amino acids. The record is from RefSeq and is a predicted model, not a curated record. Gene Ontology annotation, biological process: regulation of lipid storage. Gene Ontology annotation, cellular component: endoplasmic reticulum. The transcript has a single exon.
AUGAACGCUAAUAGUUUGGACAGUGAUCCGGCAAGGACGCCAAAGCAGAGAACGGAUAUCGAUAAUGAACAUCCGGAAGCGCAACCGUUGCUAAACAACAAUCACAGGACACUUGGCGGAGGGUCUGCUAACGACCCAACACUCAAUGAGAGUCGUGAUAUUGAAUCCGACGGGUUCAUCAAAGAUAGUUUAUUUCAAAUUCGCAAGGGUUAUAGAAUCUUUAUUCAUAAUUCCAAAUGGAUUUUGAACAUCCUAAUCCUAGUUAACACUAUUUGGCUGGUCACCACGUUGAUUUCGGAUUUCUUUUUCAAUAUUAAUAUUCUUUUCGGGUUCAGUAAUAGGUAUGCAAGUUUCAACGACUUGACUUUGAUUUUCAUAUCGAUCAUUGCUAAUUCUUUUAAUCUCUGGUUUAACAAGCUGGGACUGUACUCAGCUUUAGAUUACAGCUUGAAUGUGACUCUUUGUGUUUUGACGCUGUUCAAUCUGGCAUUGACUUAUCUAAUUAAGUAUACCAGACAAAGAAUUGGAUUCGUGGGCACGUUUACAUAUUUGUGGACUUCGUUUUCAUUUUUUAUUGGAGCGAUAUUAGAUUGGUAUCUCUUAUUUUACAACAAUUCAAUAAAUGAGCCAUUAGAAGAACGCAGAAUUGAUGAUGCUACUACUACCACCUUCAACGACAACCAUACAAAUAGUGCCGAAAACAGGGACAGAGGCCAAUAUGGAUCGAGUUCACCAGCCCCCACCCACCGCUCGCAACUGGUUCAGAACAAGCAUACUUUGACAGAAUGGGUGUCCAUUGGGUUCAGAAAUACUAUUAAGUUUUUCAUUUUGAUCUUCUUCGCUUUAUUCACUCUGAAUACACUUCUGACGACAUUAGACACCUACAGAUUGACUCAUAAAUUACCAAUAACUGUUCAGUCGCCCUCGUAUGAGGCAUUCCAUUACGUCGAUGCUGCUAAGACCUAUCAAUUACAUAUAACUUGCUAUGGUGAUGUAUUUGAUCAAGAAAACAAUACAGAUUCGGUUGGUAAAGACAAGAAGAAGCAACCUAUCAUCUUAUUUGAACAUGGAGGUUAUGAUACUGGUUAUCUCUCAGCCACUUGGAUUGAAGAGCUAUACCACUUAGACAAAAUACAAAGAUAUUGUCUAUACGACAGACCAGGGUACGGAUUAAGCGAUUCUCCUCCUGCUCCGAUCUCUAUCGCGAUGGUAGCCGAAUCUUUAAGGUACGCAUUGAUCAAAGAUGCAAAAAUCAAGGGUCCCUUCACUACAGUCGGAUAUGAUCUUGGCGGGUUAUUUACUAGAGUAUUCACUGCCAAGAACGUUGAUAUUGUGGACAGUAUGAUGCUUGUCGAAUCGUGGCAUGAAGAACUGUUGUUAAAGAACUAUAUUCAAAGGCUGCUACCUCCAGGCCGCGGCGAUGGCGAUGAUGGCGAUGGUGACGAUGGUGAUGAUCGUGAUGGUCGCAACCAUGAUAAGACUUGGUUGCCUUCGGAGAUAGAAAGGCAUAACGAAUUCAGACUAUGGUGGAAAGGCAUUUGGUCGAGUUUAGGAUGGAGAUUACAGACUUCGUGGUUACUAGCUCAUCAUGGCUCUAAAGAGCGUAUAUAUGGGCGUGAUAUGAAAUAUCAGGGACGUUUCUUGCGUUCUAAGUUUUUGGAAAGUGUCACAAGUUCAAUUUUAAGUUACAGAGACGUGACAAACAAUGCAGAGUCUUUACAAAAUGUCAAGACAAGCAUUGUUAGCUCUAAGGAAAUGGUGAAGAAAUCGGCAUUAUGGGGUGACUGGCAGAGAGAUUUGACAAAGAUUUCUCACAAGACACAAGAAUGGAAAAUAGUUGAUGGUGGACAUGAAAUAUAUAAGUAUGGUCUAGGCAAACAGCAAACCCAAGAAGUCCUAUUAAGAUUAAUUGGAGAGCUUGGAAAACUGACGCAGGACUAG